AAGGUACCAUAUCAUAUGUGAGGUGGAACGCGUGCAUUCAGUCUGCGCGUUCGUCACAAUUGAAAGCACAUCUUGAAAAGAAAACCCGCUGGUGAUAUAAGGAGAAAACGAAAAUAGGGAAGGCUCCCAGUUACAAACGAAAAAAAACGAGUCCCACCCUAGUUUAUUUAGAAUUUUGACGGAGCUGUGUGCAGUUCUAACACCAGGGAAAAAAUUAUCCAACCACCAAGCGACAAACCGUAGAAAUGACCGAUAUUCAUGUGUAUGAACCAGCUCACGAGGUCUCUUCAAGUACGAUCACGAGACCACAGUCUGACACGUAUGACGAUGUGCACGCUGGUGGGAAUAUCAACUAUGAGGCACAGCAGCCAACGAAUGAAGAGGCGGGAAAGAGAAUUAAAUACCGCCAACUGGCUAUCUACGGUGUUCUGUCUCUUUCUGUUUUACUCAAUGUUAUCUUGGUUGUGGCAAUCAUCGUGAUUACUUCUGAAUACUGCGCAUGUACAUGUAGGAAUCAAGGAGAAAAUGAUACUUUCAAUGGGACCCGCAGUGAAAUGACCCAAUACAGCGGGAUUUCAACUGAAACACCUGUUCCUACAGCUAAUUUUAUGGCGAAAUCAGAAUCGAUUACAUCAGAAAUGACUACAUUUAAAAUGACUACGACGUCAGAGUUGACUAACAUGUCAGAACCAAGUAGUACGUCAGAACUGGCACCUUCGUCAGAAAUGACAACCACGUCAGAACCAACUACUUCGUCAGAAUUGGCAACCUCAGUAGAACCGACUACAUCUACAGGGCCCAGGACGGCUUCAGAACCAACUACAACGGCAGAACCGGCUACAUCUUCUGAACUGACUACGACGUCAAAAACAACUACUAUGUCAGUAAUGACAACCACGUCAGAACUGACUACUUCGGCAGAAAUGACUACCACGUCAGAACUGACAACUUCGGCAGAAAUGACUACCACGUCAAAACCGACAACUUCGUCAGAAAUGACUACCACAUCAGAAAAGACUACCACGUCAGAAAUGACUACUUCAUCAGAAAUAACAUCCAAGUCAGAACUGACUACUUCAUCAGAAAUGACAACCACGUCGGAACUGACUACUUCGUCAGAAAUGACAACCACGUCAGAACUGACUACUACAUCAGAAAUGACAACCACGUCAGAACUAACAACCACGUCAGAACUGACUACUUCAUCAAAAAUGACAACCACGUCAGAAAUGACAACCACGUCACAACUGACUACUUCGUCAGAAAUGACAACCACGUCAGAACUGACUACUUCAUCAGAAAUGACUACCACGUAAAAACUGGCUACCUCUUCAGAAAUGACUACGACGUCAGAACCAGCUACUCGCGCUGAUUAGCGCAUUAAUACCAACUACGACGUCAGUGAGAACUAUGACAUUAGAACCAGCUACCACGUCAGAGUCAAGCACCUCAUACGAACAGACCCCGACACCAACCGCCUCUCCUUGGGGACGAAGAAAGAAAAUAAAAUAAAAACAAAUUGAAUAGUUUGCUACCUGUUUAGCCAGCAAAGACAAACACAUUCGAAUAGAUGUUAGAUAACAAUUGCAAACAUUCUUUGGAAAAGAUUUAUCAUUUCGGAGGAAUUUUUUGUAGUAUGCGUAGUAUGGAGAUAAAAUACAUUUAGAUAAUGGGCAUUCAAGUUGUUGCAUCUUCAUGUAUCUUAACCAUGGUUAUUGAAGAAAGAAUCAUCUGUUAUAUCCUAUAUCUAGCUUGAAGUGAAUUUUACCCUAGACAAAAUUUUAGGCUUUUUGCAAACCGUUGUCGCAAAUUUGCUGCCAAUUUUCAAGAAGGAGUUUUACCAUGUAUAUG
Molecule: messenger RNA, 1851 nt
Organism: Lingula anatina
Lineage: Eukaryota; Metazoa; Brachiopoda; Lingulata; Lingulida; Lingulidae
Source: RefSeq, a predicted model, not a curated record